UUUCGUUUGUUAAUGUGGUCGCACUGCGCAAAUGUCAACGGCAUGACAAAUAAACAAUUCGUACAUGUGCUUCGAAAGUUUUAAAUUGGUUGAUCGAAGAUGGUGCGUAAACUUAAGUUCCACGAGCAGAAGCUGCUCAAGAAAGUCGACUUUAUAUCAUGGGAGGUCGACAACAACUUGCACGAGGUCAAAGUUAUGAAAAAAUACUACAUUCAAAAAAGAGAGGACUAUACUAAAUACAAUAAAUUAGCCAGAAAUAUUAGGGAAGUUGCUAGGAAAAUUAAGGAGGUUGACCAAAAACACCCUUUCAGGACAGAAAGUAGUGCACAAUUAUUAGAAAAAUUAUAUUUAAUGGGAUUAAUACCUACAAGGUGGGAUUUAAGUUUAGCUGAAAAAGUCACUGCUUCAUGUUUCUGUAGGAGGAGAUUGCCAGUAGUGAUGGUACGAAAUAAAAUGUCAGAAAGUAUUAAAGGUGCUGUAAAGCUCAUAGAACAGGGCCAUGUAAGAAUAGGGCCUGAACUUGUUAAGGAUCCAGCGUUGUUAGUAACAAGGACUUUAGAAGACUUUGUAACUUGGGUAGAUAGUUCUAAGAUUAAACAACACGUUUUAGAAUACAAUGGAAUGAGAGACGACUUUGUUUUAUAAUGUUUUAAGAUGUAUAAAAAUAAUAAAUAUUUAAACAGUAUAAAA
Aethina tumida (small hive beetle) is the source of this 690-nucleotide messenger RNA. RefSeq names its product U3 small nucleolar ribonucleoprotein protein IMP3. The coding region runs from base 100 to 645 and encodes 181 amino acids. Gene Ontology annotation, cellular component: small ribosomal subunit; small-subunit processome; Mpp10 complex. Gene Ontology annotation, molecular function: rRNA binding; structural constituent of ribosome; snoRNA binding. Gene Ontology annotation, biological process: rRNA processing. The transcript is spliced from 5 exons. NCBI's taxonomy places the organism in Eukaryota, Metazoa, Arthropoda, Insecta, Coleoptera, Nitidulidae. The record is from RefSeq and is a predicted model, not a curated record.